AUGUCAGUUGAUAAGUUUGGACGGCAUCAGCUGCAGCUGCAGCUGCAGCAACAGCAGCAACAGCAGACAUCGAUAAUGUUAAGAAUGAAACCGAUAGAUGUCACAACUAAAAAUGAACAGCCACUAUUGAAAACUGCAUUUAAUCACAUAAAAAUCUAUCGCGGAAGUAAAUUUAAAGUGGGUGAUAAAGUGCGUGUUAGUAAAUAUCGAGAGGCAUUCAACAAGGGCUACACACCGAAUUGGUCCAACGAAAUUUUCACCGUAGAAAAAGUCAAUUUGACCCAUUCUACAACGUAUAUUUUGCAAGACGAUCAUCAAGAUCGAAUAAUGGGUGGAUUUUACGAACACGAAUUGCAACUAGCAAAAUAUCCCGACAUUUAUCUUGUGGAAAAAGUCCUUAAACGAAAGGGCAAUAAGGCGUACGUGAAAUGGUUUGGUUUACCAACCAACCAACCAAAACAGUUGGGUUAA
Messenger RNA from Aethina tumida (small hive beetle), 471 nucleotides. RefSeq lists its product as uncharacterized. The record is from RefSeq and is a predicted model, not a curated record. Lineage: Eukaryota; Metazoa; Arthropoda; Insecta; Coleoptera; Nitidulidae. Bases 1 to 471 code for a protein of 156 amino acids. The transcript is spliced from 2 exons.